This is a messenger RNA of Hypomesus transpacificus, 1700 nucleotides long. RefSeq names its product calcium/calmodulin-dependent protein kinase II inhibitor 1b (gene camk2n1b). Gene Ontology annotation, molecular function: protein kinase binding; calcium-dependent protein kinase inhibitor activity. The transcript is spliced from 2 exons. Gene Ontology annotation, biological process: negative regulation of protein kinase activity. NCBI's taxonomy places the organism in Eukaryota, Metazoa, Chordata, Actinopteri, Osmeriformes, Osmeridae. The record is from RefSeq and is a predicted model, not a curated record. Bases 327 to 566 code for a protein of 79 amino acids.
CGUAUCGUUUGUUGCGGCUUGGGCUCCUGGGGAACGUGUUUUGCAUCGCUCUCCGUCAGUAUUUGCAUCUCUCUUGUUCAACCGUCUAACUUAGCCUAUUGUUUUAUAUAUUUUUUGCGGACAUUAUCAUAUUACAAGUCUGCAAAAGCACGAUCCAUUGAAACGUGAAGAGUGCGUUCAACUUGGAGUAUAGUGUACUCAAAGCGAACACAAUAUAGGCGUGUAUCUCUGUUACCGGUAGGUAACAUUUAAAUGGUUUAUUUUUCGUCGUUAACGUCCACUUUUUUUCUUCAUCGAUCAUUGAUCAUUCGUUUGGGAAAGACGUCAUGUCAGAGGUGAUGCCUUACAAAGAGGAAAACAUGUCUCACUAUGAAGGUAAGGAGGAGGAGGGACAAAUCUCCAUCACCUGUCGCCUGCAGGAUACCAAUAACUUCUUUGGCACUGCUCAGAAUAAAAGACCCCCUAAACUGGGGCAAAUUGGGAGAAGCAAACGAGUUGUCAUUGAAGAUGACAGCACAGAAAAUGUGCCCAAAAAUGCAAUGGAAAAGGCACCAGAUGAUGUCUGAAAUAGUUUGAAGGAUGCUGAAUGAUCACUCGCUCCGCACCACCCUCCCUCAACAAAAAAGCACUUUUCUGAAUAUGUGGUAUUCACUGUGUAAUCAGUGGCCCCAGUUGUUUACUGCUGCUGACUCUGAAACAGAAAAUAGUUUAACAGACUUCACCCUGCUCUUCUUCUCAAGAAUGUGCAAUAGAUGGGGUUUCAUGACUCCUUAUUGAUUAUUCAAAGGGAAUACAACUCAAUUUAAAGGCAAUGUUGUAAUAUGUACUUGACAGAAAACAAAUCCAAACACUCUUUGUGUAUUGCCUGAUCCCUUUCUUACUGUCCUGUGUCUUGUAAACAUUUAAAUGACGUGCACAAUGAAUGGCCAAAUGCCAUGUUUGAGUUAUUAACAUAUUCAAUACCUUUUGGAUACUGUUUUUACAGUGAUGAAAGAACAACUUGUUUUUUAUAGGAUGACAAAUGAAGGACUACCUUUUUUAAUGCUAAAACAUUUUGCUGUUGCUAUUUGUACCUAUGUUGUUGCUAUACAGUACUGCCUGCUCAUCAUGAAGUAAAAAGCUUAUUUUUAUAUAUUAGGCAGCUGGAAUAAUGUGGAUUUACUUCUUCCUGUUUGUGGUGAUUGUAACAGUUAAACCACUUGCUAGUACAUUACUGUUCUGAGGAAUUUUAAGACUGCAGUGCCAAAUAUUUCAGAAGAUGCCAGUUCUAACAAUUCCAAUCAGGCCCCUGUUCAAUAAUGAAUGAAGGCAAUCAGCACUGAGUUUCACUUUACUUAAAUGUUUGUGUCAAUGUACCACAACUCUGUCUGUGCUGUCAAUGUAAUCAUAACGAUAAUUUAAGUUUGCUGUGGGCUGAUUCACAAUGCUUCUUGCCUUUAUUAAUUAACUGGGGUAUUCCUCUCAGUUUUCUGGUGCACAGUCCUGGUUGUCCUGUUUGUUACAGGGCUGUUUCAUAUUUAUCUGCCUUUGCAUGAAACAGGCAGAAAUGUGUCAGUAACAAAACUAAUAUACAGUACAGUACACAAGUCAAUGUGUGGUUUGCAACUUUGUACAGGAUGACAGACCUCAAGAGUAUUGUAUUUGUUGCAAUUAUUUACGAAACAGGGCUAUGUCUGUAUUGUAGAAUAAAAUUAAUAAAA